Molecule: messenger RNA, 1330 nt
Organism: Teleopsis dalmanni
Lineage: Eukaryota; Metazoa; Arthropoda; Insecta; Diptera; Diopsidae
Product: chitin deacetylase 1-like
Exons: 3
Coding region: 1-1311 (436 amino acids)
Biological process (GO): carbohydrate metabolic process
Molecular function (GO): protein binding
Source: RefSeq, a predicted model, not a curated record
AUGGGUACAAAACCACGUAAGGUUAAACCUAUUUUGAAGACUGAUGAGCCCAUCUGUCCAGAUGGAAAACUCUCCUGUGGAGAUGGUGAAUGUAUUGACAAGGAAUUAUUCUGUAACGGCAAAUCUGACUGCAAAGAUGAAUCUGAUGAAAACGCAUGUUCCGUUGAUGAGGAUCCAAAUCGUGCUCCAGAAUGUGAUCAAACACAGUGUGCUCUGCCAGAUUGUUUCUGUUCAGCUGACGGUACUCGUAUUCCCGGUGGUAUUGAACCACAACAAGUACCACAAAUGAUAACCAUCACAUUCAACGGUGCCGUUAAUGUAGAUAAUAUUGAUCUGUAUGAAGAUAUCUUCAACGGCCAACGUCAAAACCCUAAUGGUUGCUCCAUUAAGGGUACAUUCUUUGUCUCUCACAAAUACACCAAUUACUCAGCUGUACAAGAUUUACACAGACGAGGUCAUGAAAUUUCCGUUUUCUCACUUACACACAAAGAUGAUCCCAAUUACUGGACAGGUGGUACCUAUGAUGAUUGGUUAGCUGAAAUGGCUGGUGCUCGUUUGAUUGUUGAACGUUUUGCUAAUAUUACUGAUGGUUCAAUUAUUGGUAUGCGUGCUCCAUACUUGCGUGUUGGUGGCAACAAACAAUUUGAAAUGAUGGCUGAUCAAUUCUUCGUUUAUGAUGCUUCAAUUACUGCUUCAUUGGGACGUGUACCAAUCUGGCCUUACACACUUUAUUUCCGUAUGCCACAUAAAUGCAAUGGUAAUGCACAUAAUUGUCCAUCUCGUAGUCAUCCUGUUUGGGAAAUGGUCAUGAACGAAUUAGAUCGUCGUGAUGAUCCAACAUUCGAUGAAUCAUUGCCCGGUUGUCAUAUGGUAGACUCUUGCUCCAACGUUGCCAGUGGUGAACAAUUCGCACGUCUUUUACGUCACAAUUUCAAUCGUCACUACAAUAGUAACCGUGCACCAUUGGGUUUACAUUUCCAUGCUUCUUGGUUGAAAUCAAAGAAAGAAUAUCGCGAUGAAUUGAUUAAAUUCAUUGAAGAGAUGUUGGGACGCAACGAUGUAUUCUUCGUCACAAACUUGCAAGUUAUUCAAUGGAUGCAAAAUCCAACUGAAAUCAACACACUACGUGAUUUCCAGGAAUGGAAAGAAAAAUGUGAUGUCAAGGGACAACCCUACUGCUCACUUCCAAAUGCGUGCCCUCUGACAACAAGAGAAUUGCCCGGUGAAACUUUACGUUUAUUCACCUGCAUGGAGUGUCCAAAUAACUAUCCAUGGAUCUUAGAUCCAACUGGAGAUGGUUUCUCAGUUUAAAUUAUAUUCAUAAAAAAAA